AUGUCCUUGUCCCGGCCAUAUAUGCCUCUUAGGAGGUCACUCUGCCACUUCUCAUCGCAGAGCAGACGCGCACCUUGUAACUUCAAGAAUAUAUUUCGCAGGUAUUCAGCGGAGCAGCGAACCCGUGAACCGAAACCAUUUACCGUGUGGAGGCCAUACCUACGACUCGCCAUUGGCGUCCCAUUCAUCGGAGCUCUGAUAUAUUCCAUGAUGACAGGGGAAGUAACUGAACUCGACUCUCCCUCGAUUGUGGAGCUCGACGAAGCGUUGAAGAAACAAGCAACGAUUAGCGAAAACUCUCCGAUGCAUGAGUUAAGCCGGAUUGAUGGUACUCAGUUCAAAACGGAUACCUGGGCACGUCCCAAUGGAGGUGGCGGCAUAUCCUGUGUCCUCCAAGAUGGCAAUGUUUUCGAGAAAGCAGGUGUCAACGUAUCGGUUGUCUAUGGUGAAUUGCCCCGGGCUGCUAUUGAGAAAAUGAGGGCAGAUCACAAAUCAUUUGUCGGCGCAGACGUGGAAUCUUUGGAAUUUUUCGCUGCUGGCCUAUCGCUGGUUCUGCACCCCCAUAAUCCCAUGGCACCAACUGUCCAUCUGAACUACCGCUACUUCGAGACGUCAGACCCUAAGGAUCCUAUCAAUGGAGAUAAGAAUUGGUGGUUUGGCGGUGGCACAGACUUAACCCCUUCCUACCUGUUCCCCGAGGACGUCAAGCAUUUUCACCAGACCAUCAAAGACGCCUGCGAUAGGCAUGACGCAACAUAUUACCCUCGAUUCAAGGCCUGGUGCGAUAAAUAUUUCUAUCUUCCACAUCGCCGAGAGUCUCGUGGUGUUGGUGGUAUCUUUUUUGAUGAUCUGGACGCCAGUUUCCUAGAGUCGUCAGCCACGUCAUCACAGAAUUCUCAGGAAACUCUGUUCUCGUUCGUCUCCGAUAGUCUUGCUUCCUUCCUCCCGUCCUAUGUUCCUAUCAUUGAACGCCGAAAGGAUAUGCCAUUCACACCUGCUCAGAAAGAAUGGCAGCAGCUUCGACGUGGGCGCUAUGUGGAAUUCAACCUGGUUUAUGACCGUGGUACCAGCUUUGGCCUGCGCACCCCCAACGCUCGUAUCGAAAGUAUAUUGAUGAGUCUCCCUCGCACCGCAAGCUGGGCCUAUAUGGACCCGGUGUCAGGAACCCGCACCGAGGCUUCUGCGGAGGAAGAGAACCUAGGCGAGGACAAGGAGCGUGAAAAGGAAUUAAUGGAUGUUCUCAGACACCCCAGGCAAUGGGUGUAA
Molecule: messenger RNA, 1266 nt
Organism: Aspergillus nomiae NRRL 13137
Lineage: Eukaryota; Fungi; Ascomycota; Eurotiomycetes; Eurotiales; Aspergillaceae
Gene: hem13
Product: coproporphyrinogen oxidase
Exons: 3
Coding region: 1-1266 (421 amino acids)
Cellular component (GO): mitochondrial intermembrane space; cytoplasm
Molecular function (GO): coproporphyrinogen oxidase activity
Source: RefSeq, a predicted model, not a curated record